AUGGCAGGAAAUAAGUCUUUUCUUGAAGUUCUUUCCAAUUCUUUAAUUCCUGAGAUUUUCGGACAUAAAGAAAUUAAAAAAGGAUUAUUAAUAUAGUUAGUUGGUGGAAUACAAAAAAAGACUGAAGAAAAUAGCCUUAAUCUUCGUGGAGAUAUACAUAUUUGUAUUGUUGGUGAACCUUCUACAGGCAAAUCUUAAUUUUUGAAAUUUAUUUCCGAAAAUUUCCCAAGAUGUACAUAUACCAACGCAAAAACUUCCACAAAAGCAGGUCUUACGGUUAGUGUUGGUGUCGAUAAAGAUAAUAAAAAUCAUUUCUUGUAAGCUGGAGCACUUCUUUUAGCUGACGGUGGUAUUUGUUGUAUUGAUGAAUUCAAUAAGAUGCGCAAAAAAGAUCUUUCUGGCAUACAUGAAGUGAUGGAAUUAAGUGAUUCUUUCACGAUUUGA
This is a messenger RNA of Ichthyophthirius multifiliis, 444 nucleotides long. RefSeq lists its product as hypothetical. NCBI's taxonomy places the organism in Eukaryota, Ciliophora, Oligohymenophorea, Hymenostomatida. The transcript has 2 exons. Gene Ontology annotation, cellular component: MCM complex; nucleus. Gene Ontology annotation, molecular function: single-stranded 3'-5' DNA helicase activity; ATP binding; single-stranded DNA binding. The record is from RefSeq and is a predicted model, not a curated record. Gene Ontology annotation, biological process: mitotic DNA replication; double-strand break repair via break-induced replication.